AUGAGUUGCGACCCGUUUACCCCUCCUGAGGCCCAGUGCAUCGUCGGAACAUACGUUCAAUACGCUGUCAACGCCUCUUCAGCCGAGGACUUCAAGUCCACCCUGGCUUUCGCACAAAAGAACAACAUCCGCCUCGUUAUCCGUAAUACAGGUCAUGACUAUCUUGGCAAAUCAACUGGAGCUGGUGCACUAGCUAUCUGGACGCAUCACUUAAAAGACAUUGCCGUUCAUGACUAUGUUUCUGACGCCUAUACUGGGAAAGCAAUGACGGUUGGCGCCGGAGUGCAAGUGCGGGAGGCCCUUGUCGCAGCAGAUGCAUUAGGCCUCGUCAUUGUUGGUGGUGACUCGUCCAGUGUUGGCCUCGCUGGUGGAUACUCGCAAGGUGGAGGUCAUGGGCCACUCGCAUCGACCUUUGGACUCGGAGCUGACCAAGUCCUUGAGUGGCAAGUCAUCACAGCCUCGGGACAGCAAUUGACUGCCAGUGCGACUACCAACGAAGAUUUGUAUUGGGCUCUCUCCGGAGGUGGCGGUGGCACUUAUGGCGCCGUGCUAUCCGCUACGGUCAAGGCACAUCCUAGCGUUCAAGUCUCGGUUGCCAAUCUCACAUUCUCGAACACCGACGCAACAUCUGAUGCCUAUUACGACACCUUGUCAGUGUUCCUAGGAAGCCUGCCCAACAUCACUGACAGCGGUGCUGUAUGCAUUUGGCUGCUCACCAGUGACGUGUUUGUGAUUCAGUCCUUGACAGCUCCGGGCUUGACUGCUCAAGAACUGCAAUCGCUGUUGCAGCCAACACUAGACAAACUCGAGCAAGAAGGAAUACCCUAUCAGUAUGCUGCAAAUGACUUCCCCACCUUUCUCGAAGGAUAUCAUUCUAUGAGUGCAGAGCCUCCGGCAACUGGCGGAAAUAUUGGUGGUCGCCUUGUGCCGCGAUCAUUACUAUCGUCAGAUAGCAGCAUAGCGUCCUUGACGGACGCGCUGCAAUUGAUCGUGACCAACGGUGCUGUCAUAUCUGGACUUUCUGUCAAUGUAAACCAAGCACCUUCGAUACCGAACUCGGUAAAUCCGGCGUGGCGCACUGCAGCUUUCAGUGCUGUAGUCGGAAGUUUCUGGAACGAAACGGAUUUUGAACAGAACUUAAAAGACCAACAACUCAUAAGAAACGUCUUACUGCCCAAGCUGGCUGACCUGGAUCCAAAUGGCGGCGCAUAUCUGAACGAAGCUGAUUUCGGUCAGCCAAACUGGCAGCGCGUCUUUUACGGUAACAACUAUGAUCGUCUGCUAGCUAUUAAGAAAAAGUACGAUCCUUCUGGGGUGUUCUACGGUCUAACGGCGGUUGGCAGCGAGGCAUGGCAAUCGCAGCCGGAUGGCCGACUGUGCAGAGUCUAA
Messenger RNA from Neoarthrinium moseri, 1389 nucleotides. RefSeq lists its product as uncharacterized. The coding region runs from base 1 to 1389 and encodes 462 amino acids. NCBI's taxonomy places the organism in Eukaryota, Fungi, Ascomycota, Sordariomycetes, Amphisphaeriales, Apiosporaceae. The record is from RefSeq and is a predicted model, not a curated record. The transcript is spliced from 4 exons. Gene Ontology annotation, molecular function: FAD binding; oxidoreductase activity.